AUGCUAACGAGGCUCAAAGCGGGACUCGACUACUUUGCUGGGAUUCUUGUGCUGCUGAACUCCUUGGUCCUGCUGAUACAGUUUGAGAUGGAGGGAAGGAUUGUGGGCUUGAGUGUGGGGCUGUCUGAUGGACCGGCCUGGGAGGAGGUGAUUCCCGCGCUGCAGAUCGUGGACAUUGUUUUUGUAUUUAUCUUCCUGGUGGAGUGGCUCAUCCGGAUCGCCGUAGAGAGGUGGGCGUUCUUGAAGGAUUACGCAAACCUCUUCGACACCAUGCUCGUCAUGAGCGGCCUUGUAGACAUGUACAUCAACUUGGCGUUCGUUGGGGACACAACAGCCUCAAAGAGCAUUGUCAUCCUCCGACUCAUGCGCGCCAUGAAGUCCUUUCGAGCCAUUAGAAUGGUGCGAAGCCUGCGCUUUUUCCGAGGUCUCCGGGUGCUUGUCAAGGCGUGCCAAUGCUUCUUGCCCUCCCUUUGCUGGUCGAUGGUCUUAUUGAUGAUCUUUAUGGCGAUGGGCGCGCUUAUGCUGGGAAACCUAUUGCAGAGCUUCGUGGACGAUGACGAGCAAAAUAUUGACGAUCGCCAGUGGAUCUGGACUCACUACGGCACGGCUUACCGUGCCCUGUACACACUUUUCGAAAUAACGUUUGCCGGUAACUGGCCGACCAACACUCGACCAGUGCUCGAGAAGGUCAGCCACGGCUUUGCCAUCUUCUUCAUCUGCUAUAUAACUUUAGUGGUCUUCGCGAUCAUCCGUGUCAUAAGUGCCGUGUUCCUGAAGGACACCUUGGAUGCUGCCCAGAAUGAUGCCGAAGCACUUGUGGUAGAUAAGAUACACAAGAAAGCAGAGUUUGUGGUCAAGCUCGAGGGUAUCUUCAACGCGAUCGAUGACACGGGAAGUGGAAUCAUCUCGGAGGAGCGGCUCACCACCAUCCUUGCCAAUCCGAAGGUGGCGGCUUACUUUCAGACAAUGGACAUUGAUAUCCACGAGGGCAAGGCUCUUUUCCAUGUGCUGAACCACGGUGAAGAUGGAGUGUCGCUGGACGAGUUUAUUGACGGAAUCUUGAAGUGCAAGGGACCUGCGCGUGCCAUCGACCAAGUCGCCAUGCACGCGGAGUUAAAGCAAUUGGACUACAAGUUGACGAGGCAUUGGGAGUUUUAG
Symbiodinium natans is the source of this 1158-nucleotide messenger RNA. Lineage: Eukaryota; Dinophyceae; Suessiales; Symbiodiniaceae. The record is from the annotation of a GenBank genome assembly.